AUGAGUGUUUCCGUUUCUAGUGUGGAAGACUACGACUUGUCACUUGUUUCUCGGGAAGGCUUGAGGUUUCCGUUUGAGCCUGAGGCACUCGAAAAGGAGAAAGUUGAGGAUUCCUCUGAAAGGCGUUCUGAAGCCGUCGAUGGUCGAGAUGGCCCGGCUGGGCGUCGUCGAGAAGAACGUCUUCCGCAAGAAUAUCCUAUUACCUUUUUCUUCUAAUACGGUUCGAACUCUUUUCGUGGAAUUUUGAAUUCUUUUUCGGGUAUCUUUCAUCCAAAAUAGUUCAAUAUCAGGAUAGACGUUUGUUUUUGAACUUAAAGGCAUAGGGGCAGUAAAAAACGGUGUUUCAGUUCAAAGCAGUACUUUGUAGAGCUUUUCAUUGCGAAUCGAACGGUAAACUUGAAAACGUACCGAAUUUCUUAAUUUCGGAGAAAAAAUAAUUCAAAGUCGGAGAAAGGAAAUCUUGAGUUCCCGCGAAAAGGGCGCUUUGCGGUAAAGUUGCUCUAUGGACAACAGGCUUCGCCAUCUUCCGGAUUUUCGCUUUUUUCUUCGUUUCUUUCAAAUUUCAAUUUUUUCUGUUAACACCAAAGUUCUUUUCGUCACAAAAACUUUCUAUUCAUGUAUAAUUUGCAAACUUUGAUCGCAAAAAUGCUUCUUUGGUGAAAAAUGAUGAUUUUACACAGGUUUCGAUUGGGAUAGCGAUAUUUUAUGUUUUCUUUAUUAUCAAUGUGUGUUUUUUGUUUGAUUAAAUGUUUUUUCAGAGAAGAAACCUUCAAUUUGAAGCAGAUAUCCGGUUAUUUCUCACAAAAUGCGAGUCUAAUGAGACGUCCGCAACAUCGCGUGCACGGCUACUGUAAACAGUUGUCUGCAUACCGAUCCAAAGCUUUUUUCAAAAAUAAAAGCGGGAAAGUAAAAUCGCGUUUUUCUUCUAAAGUUGUCACAUCUUUAAUUUUUUUGAGUACACCAUUCGAUUCGCAAAGAAAAACUAUAUAAGAUACUGCUUUCCCCUGAAACCCCAUUUUUUACUGCCCCUAUGCCUUUAAGCGCUCAUUUAUAACAGACUCGUUUCAACACUUAUGUCGUAGUUUUGUAUUCGGACGCUGACGAAAAUCGAAAAAGGGUCCUGACACGAUAAGAAAAGAGACAGACAGCGCCAACCUUUUUGCGUCUCGAGCUAGCUGUGAAUCACUUAUUAGAUGGACUAUUAAGUAGUUUCAUUUUUUUCUUGUUGAGCUUAAAACGGCAAAGGAUUCAUUUUUAUAAGAAAAAAAACUUUGCAAAAAAAGUGUCGCUUUAUAAAUUCCGUUUUAAAAAUCACCAAGCUCAAGUUCGAAAGACCAAGUGUCUCAUUUAAAUGGUUUUAUAUUCCGAAAUGUUCAGUUGAAAUGGCUCUGCGAGCUGGAAGACAGAGAGCCCGAGCUGAACGGUCGCGAAUGGCUGCGACUUGAAUCGCAACUCGAAGAGACUUGCCAGUUCGCCGAGCAGAGUCCCCAUGUGCGGCGACUCCGCGAGCAGGCCCUCGGCAAGAUGCUCGGCCAGCUCAGCGGCUCCAACUGCUUCCUCAUGCUCCUCAAGUGUAGUCAGCACGGCUCCAAUCAGGUUUCCACACCAUCUGAGAGUUUCAAUCAGUUAUAGCAGUUGGAAAGGUUUUUUCAAUUUAACUGAAGUUGUCGGAAAAUUAAAAUCUUUAUUUUUUCUGGAAAGUUUUUCUUAGUUUGAAUCAGGUGAAAAAUACGAUUUUUGCUUCGAUUUUUCAAAGCACCAUCUUCUCCGCUUUCCAUGAAAUACUGUAGUUUCCAGCACUUGAAUACUGUUAAACGUUUCCUACUGUACAACAUGGCGCGUCUGGUGUUGAAAGACGGAGUUUGCACCAAUUUCUAUCGUUUGACGAGCGGUUUGCUCUAUGAACUGCUCGCCGAUGAUCGACUCAACGUCGAGUCUGAAGAUCAAGUGGCUGAGAUGAUCCAACGAUGGGCAGGUCUCUGAAUCACGCUGAUAGAUUCAGCAUCAGUUCGAGCGAAAUAUCGGACUUUUUUUCCGAUAUUUCUCUUAUCAGUUAAUUUCCAUAAAGUGACUUGAAACAGUUAGCUAACCGAUACAAAGAAAAAAUAAAAUUUCACGAAACUUACUCAAAUGAAGUAAUCUGCGUUUGAAAGCAGUAUUUUAGAUUAUUUCAAAAUUCAAUAUAAAUUUUUGAGAAAGUAAUAUCUCAAAAUUGAUGUUCUUCUUCCAAUUUUCUAGUAGAAAUUUCUUGUUUUUCUUUUGAUUUUUCACUAAAGCGCAUCAAUCACACUUUUAUCAAAGUUGUAUUCAACAAUUUUUUCUCAUUUUACUAAUAUGUGCUGAACUUUUUGGUUUCAAGACGUUGAAUCGAAGGAACGUCAAAAAUACCUGACUCAUCUGAUGAGAAGCGUCAGAUCCGUCGCUCUUUCCUCACAGGUUCUCCAAAAAAGCCUUUUUUCUUCACAAUCGUGCUUAUUUUCAAGCUGCGAGCUCAUUUAUCGCCAAACUGGAAGAUGGACAGCAAAAGUCAGAGGAAAGCUCGCGAUGUGGUAGGAACUAUUCUCGAUUCCGGUAAUGAACACGUUUUUUGAGGUUUUGGCGAUCGGCGGAUGGUUCGAUGGAACUGCUUUGGACCUGAUCGAGUGGUACAAUCCUGUAUGGAUUCUUUCAUUCGUUCCAUAACAGAAGGAAAAGGGAGAAAAUCUGAAAAUAAUGGUCUCAAAUGUUAGGACUGAUAAAUGAAGACAAUCUGGGUUUAUCUGGAUUUUCUCAAAUUAGUCUCUGAUAUCUUGUUAAAUGUUUUGAAGUACCGAAUAUGAGAGCGUUGGUUUUCGAAAUUUUCAAAGGAAAUUAACUCUAUGAAAAACAUCGUUCUCCUUUAACUCUUGAAGCUCCGCCGCAAAAAUUAAACGUUGAGUAGAAUUCACCGGAAAAUAAUAUGGGUUUAUUAUUCAGGCUCCCUCGCAUGUGUUGAAAAAGCUUGCAGCCUUGAAACUUUUAUUUCUCGAUUUUCAAAUCUCUUUUCAAUUUUUUUUUCUCACAAAGUGUUCCAGAUGAAUUCGAUGUUUUAUUGGAAAAGGCUCAUGAAGAAUGAUAACUUUCUUAAGGAAGAAAACACUUGGAGACGGCUGAAGCUUCCCUUGCCCUACAGUGCUGCAUAUCACGGCAGCGUCUUUUUGGACGGGGUGAAUGUUUUUCUAACAUCGAAAUGUUUUUUUUUUUGGAAAUUUCACAGACUAAAGAAAACAUUGAAAAAAAAUUCGUUUUGAAUUAUUAAGGAACUGUAUCUGAUUGGCGGUACAGAUGGGCAUCAUUUUCGGAGUACGGUCAAGAAAUUGACUCGAAAGUUGGAAUGGGUCGACAUGGAACCAACGCUCGAAGCCAGGUUCCGAGAUUCGUUUGAAAAAAAAAACAAACAUUUGCAAUUCCAGAACUUAUAUAACGAACAUGUGCGUGGUGUACAACGACAAGAUUUACGUUUUUGGAGGCCAGGACGGUCGUCUGGUCACCGCUGAAAAUCGUCAAAUCCGAGUGAAUCCUUGAGUUUUUCGUCUUGAAAGAAGGGAAGAGAGUACUCAGAACACGGCACGACUUCAAUGUGGCGAAGUUUUCGAUCCGAAGCUGAACAAAUGGAAAAGGACUGCGUGAGUUUCUCAUCGAGAAUUGAAGAAACUUACUGAGAAAGCGGUCAAAUUUUUGAACGUUAUUGGAACAAAAUAUGACCAUUUCAAACAUGUUCCCCAUAUGAAAAAAAUAUCAGAAAAUUGGCUAUAUUUCAUUUUUAGCUGGUUUGAGUUAAAAUUAAUUAAGGGUCUUGGCACGUCCAGCGGAAUAGUGUGUAAAAAGAAGAGGCUUAGACGUCUCUACAUUUUUUCUCAAGAAAUCGGUAAAUAGGGAUCACAGGAGCCUGUAUCGAUUGAAAAAUCUUCGUGUUUCUCAAAAGAAGAGCUCGAUGACCAUUCUUCAUCAUCAUUCUUGUAACUCUUUUUCUGAUUUCCACUUUUUGUUUUGAGUUUUUGAUUUGAUGAAUGACUUCGAAAUCCUUGAAACUACAUUAUAAGUAUAAAAGCCCUCAAAUAAGCGUUUCGAAUUUUCAAUUUUUCAUCACGUACUCUGGAGAAGCUAGAAAAAAUGUUACCGAGCUGUUAUUUUCUGAAUCAAAGGCGAUUGUAUCCUCUUCUCAACGAAUUUAACGGCACUGUGUCAUUUGAAAGUUGGGCACCAUUUUGGGAAUUUUUUUUUUCUCCAUCGUCGUUCCUUACAACAAAAGGUUCCAGCCGCAUGACGCACAUGAGGUCGGACGGCGCGGCGGCGGUGGCAGGCUCGAAAAUCUACGUGAGCGGCGGUUUCAACGGCACGGCGAUCCUCGAUUCCGUCGAGAUGUACGACCCUCAACACGACGUCUUCUCCCUCAUCGACGCCCUUCCUCAGCCGAUUUCGGGUCUCUCUCAAUUCAAAAGAAGGAGCCAGCGGCUUUUUCAGGUCAUUCGAUGGUGUUCAAUGGACAAUCUCUGCUGGUUAUUGGCGGAUUCGACGGCCGUGACCGUCUCAGUACCGUCUACGAGAGGAACGAACGCGAUUCUUGGCACCUAUUCACUUCGAUGGUUUAUCCUAGGUUUGACUGUAACUAUUGGCUUGAUAGCCCUUCCUUGAAGUUCUGGAAAAAAUUGUUUCUGGUUUUCAAAAAGUUUGGUCUGGUAAUUCUCGAACUGCAGGACUUUGGUAACCACGAUGAUAGUUUAUUCGAAUGAUGGACUGGAAAAAAAAAAAUGAAAAAAUAAACAAUUUUAUCGGACUGCGCUCUCUCUUCUCUCACCGUUAUGUCCGAAAAAGGUAAAGAACAGGAAAAGAAGAGAGCGCAGUCAGGUCAGAUUUUUCAGUACGUGGUGAAUGAGGCUUUUUUUCGUUUAGAGUAAAUGUAAACUUUCGCAAUAAGAAGUAAAUUAAACUGAUUUCUCCAUCCUUUCCAGAUCCACAUUUUCUGCCUGUUUCUACCGAAAUAAGGUCGUAGUCGCCGGUGGCUUCUGUCAGACGACCGUGGCGACCGCUGAAUCGUGAGGGAACACAUUUAUAGCACUACUGAACCUGUACUUGAAGACUAUCGGAAAACCGAAACGCCUCGCCGAUAGCCGAGCUGACAAAGCCUCGAAGUGCGGCGCGGCUCCUGGUCGCCACGGAUUUUCGCGACGAAGUCGAACAAAUUGGAAAUCAGCCCGAAUACAGACGACGCGGCUGACUUCUCCAUUACUCAUGAUAAAGUUAUAUUUUUUCUUGCUAAGAGUUUCUAUCGGAAAAAAUGAGAAAAUUGAAGGUCUUUUGAAGGCUUUCCCAAAAGGCGGGGCUCAUUAGAAAUCUCCUGAAAAGUGAAAUAGCCAUUCUCCGCCUCAUUCCGAGGCUGUUAGAUCUUUUUGCCGACCCUCUUUUUUGAAGCUUCAUUAAAUUAUUUUCCACAUUAUUCAUUCUCCGUGAAAUAAAAAGGGGUUUUUGAUAGAACUCUUGAACCAAAAUAGGUGGUGGGCUCUUUUUUUGACUUCUACUGGACUUUGCCUGAAAAAGCGGAUAAUUUUAGUAUAAAGAGAAACUACAAAUCCAUAGAACAAGAACAUCAGACUUCAAGUUCAAUUUGACUUUUGUUUGUACAAAUUUGUAGUUUGCUCCAAAAAUCUAAUUUUGAAUCUUUUCGAUUUUUUCAAAGAGGCCACAGAUUGACUCAAACAUUUUCUUCAAUUUAUUUGAAGGGAUCAAACGUUUUUCUGAUCAUCGGACGGCUCUGAAUAUUACUAUUUUCAAACAUUUUUUCAGCGUUUCAUCGAACUCGCAUACGAUUUAUGACAUAGGCGUACCUGUAACUUUUCACCUGAAUCGGUGACGUGUUCCUUUUUUUUCUUCACGAUCAUUUUUUCUGUUUUCGAGAUCCGUGUUUUCAUCUGAUUCGUACAUAACUACUGAUUGAUACCUUUCGUGAUAGUAAUUCACAGGUACAACUAGGCGCAGUCUUCAAUUAUCCCAUAAACUUAUCUCAGACAUCCCUUUUAGGCUUGGAACGGAAGCGAAUUCUUGGAAGAAGGAACUGAUAACUGAGAGAUGUGUUUAGAAAUUCUUAUAACUACGCCCCCAACUUUUGAAUCUUUUAAGUGUUGCUUGGACAUGCGUCUCCGGUCAUUUGGCUUUUGAUUUUUCGAACCUUUUGUGAAUUUUCAAUUUUAAAAAACGUUUUGGAUAUUUUACUUAAAAAUAUCUCCAGUCCUUGUACUAUGACUGUUCAGUAGAUCCGAGAAUUUUACUACAUUGUUUCAAACGAUUAGCGAAAUAAGCUUUCAUGAAAAGAAAACUACAGUAACCUGUAUAUUUUUUGUUGAGCGUUUCCGAAAAAAACGGAAAUUUAUCUAAUUUUUUUUCCGUAUAAUGAACCCAAAAAAAAACUCGAGGCGCCUAGAGACCGCCAAGAAUGGCUCUUUUUUAUUAUUCAUCCUAAAGCUGCACUCGGCCGUUCUAUCUAUACAGUAAGAUGUCAUAGCGCGCAAGUAUUUUCCUGUCGGAAUCGCCAAAGCAGUACUCGUCCUCAAGAACCGCUUCGCGACCGCGACACAUCGAAACACUGUGAUUCCCCCGAUCCACGGGAUUUUAUAUGAUUCUUGGUUAACCUUCCUAGUAAAUGUCGUUCUGAGUAGGCGUUGGCAUUUUAAAGAACAUCGAUGUUUGGGGCUUACGGUGGGGACAAAAUAGAAUCAAAUGUGAUAAUCGAAUCUUGUUUGAUGGAGGAGGGAAGACGAAGAAACGUGGCGAGCGGGGGAGAGUUGAUGAAAAUCGCAGGAAGCGAGUCCGUUAUGAAUUAUUCGGGCGAUGUACGGAGCCUUGACGCCGUUUAAGCACUUCGUUCUGUUGUGACGACGUUCUUUGUCUCACCCACGUCUUCUCCUUUCCGACGUAUUAUAUCCGGCGGAGAAAAUUGUUUGGAAAAUCCACUCAAUGUUUCUAUUUUCGUUCCUUUGUUGCCUACACUUCUAGGGAUACUUAUAAAACAAAUUGAGAUGCAGAAAGUCAGACACUUUUCGGUUUUUCCAACUUUAAAAGCUUACUUUCAGACUUUCCUAGGUUUUUAAAAGGGAAGAAGUAAUUCACGAUUUGAAAUAACACGGAAAAUAUUUACAGCUUCGAAACCUAGAAGAACAGCUCCCUAGCAAGAACUUUAGUUUUUUUUUUCGAAUUUUCUUUCACAAGGAUGCAGCCGCUCGAAAAUAUUUGAAAGUUCGGGCAUUUUUUUCGACCUCUGAGAGGUCAGAUUUCUUUAAAUUUCCUUCAUACUCGACUUUCUUCUAAAUGCGUUUUCCUUCUGAAGAGGUUUUGUAGAAGCUAUAAUACCUCCAUCGCCUGCUCCGUCUCUUUUGUAAUUAAUUUCGCAAUUUCACACAUCUAUUCAGUCUUCAGAGAAGAUUCUCUGCUGAAUCAUGGAAUGAAUGAAGAUUUGAUCGUCGGUUUGUAAAAAAAAAAUGAAAAAAUUGAAAAAAAUGAAUAUUCAAAAAAAUCGUAUUGAAACUAUCACUGGGGUACUGUGCAAAGAUAUGUGCUUUUCCUGAUUCUACAGUAGGCUUCUUUUGUUUUCAACGAAAAGCCAGUAAUUGAAAGUAUGUCAUUAGCUUGAAAGCCGUGAUCAAGUAGUCCAGCAAAAAGUCGAAAUAAUAGCUUCAGCAAGGCGAAUCAAAAGAAAAAUUAGUGCUCUACUGAUAAUUGUUUUUCCUCCUUUUUUCCUCUUUCUGUUUCCUGAUCCGUUGAGUGAAGUUAGAAUAUUAUUCGUUUCACUCUGUAUAUGAUACAAGUAAAUUUAUCACUGUUGGAAUAUUAGAUAAAAAGUGAUGCAUAUAUUGAAAAUUAAAAUUUUUUUUUUAUAAAAGCCAUAUUUUCGGUUUUCUUUUCGAAUUUUCAUUUUUAUUUUUGUGGAGGCGUAGAAUGUAGUUCUCCAUAAGCAAUUUUGUAGCCGUUUCGUGAAAAUAACGAUAGGAGUACAUUCGGAUAUAAUGGCACGCAAAACAACAAAUAUUUGUGGUGGUAUUGACGCCCUUUUCUUCCCAUUGCCUUUCCAGUAUUGUUUCUUUUUUCUCAUGUCCGAAAAGUAAGAAAUAAACCUCUGAAAAUGACCGAAUUUGAUUCUCGAGCCUUUUACUUUACUGAAUAUCUUCCAAAACUUUACUUGAGACUACUGUUUCAGGGGUUUGCAGCGGCUGAUGGCGCCGCUCUUGUCAAAAGUACUCGUUUUCAGUGUCAUUGUCUACACUGCCGCGGUCCGUUUUUCAAUUUUAAAACUUUCCAAAGUCUUUUUCAGUAUAUUUGAAUGAGUUCGGGCCUUUUCUUUACCGUAACCAAUCAAGCCUUUCGAAAAAAUCCAUAAAAUUUAGGAAAAUUUAAUUCAGGCACGGGACGUUUUGGCUGCAGGUUAAAAUUUUGAGGAAAUUCGGCCACCGUACUUUUCAGCAUUUGCUACAUCCAGUAAAAGGAAAAAAUAUUUUCGAAUGUCGCCUUACAGUCGAAGUAUGACUUUUCCUGUUUUCCAUUUUUUGUUCAGACUCCUAAUUUUGAAGUUCCAAGCAAAAACCAAGUUUUUUCUUUCGUUGGAAUCAGGAAGCUCUAGCAGUAGAUUUCAGCCAAGUUUCAUCAGAAGUUCAACCGGGGCUAAAACAAUAAUAUAGUCACGAAAAAACUGACAGAAACUCAGUGAAAGCCGGAGAAAUGCGAUUCCAGACAAGGAUCUACGAGAAGCCAGUGCUGCAGGGGGCGUACGGCCAAGUGAUCCGUGUGCUGGAUCAUCUUUCCCGAUGCAUGUCCAACAACGAUUUCGAGCAAUUCCAAGCAGUUUCUUCUCCCGAAAUUGUUCUCAGUAAUUUGGGCAAACCUUUUUAUGGAUAUGGUAAAGUUUCAGGGAAACAUUCCGAACAAUUUUGAGAUUCAGAAGGCAUCAAAGAGUUUUUGGCACUGUUCUGGGACAAGGGAAUCCGAAAAGUUCACGUGAGUCGUUUUUUUUUCUUUUACGAUUUUUGGUUGAGAAAAGGAAGAAUCGAAAAAAAAAUUCAGAAGUUUGUGAGAAAAAAACCAAUUAAAGUCUAAAAAAGUCAUUUUGAAAAUAAUCAGAAAAAAUUUUGAAAAAAACGAAAUGAAUUACGUCGUUUUAUCUCGCAUCUUAUACGUGCCUAAUUUAAACAAUCUGGCUUGUCUGAACACUCUUCUCUCUCAUCAGUGCAUCAAGUAGAGGAAAACUCAACAUAAAUAAGUAUAAAUCCGUUGAGAUUUAUUUCUCCUGUGUGGAUAAUAUUCAGAAAAAAAUGAAAAGAAAAAUAAAUAUACUGUUUUAGAAUAUGUGUAGAAAUGGAUUUUUUAAAGGAUGAAGUUUCAAGAGAAUCGAGACGAAUUCAAUGUUUUCUAUUUAUCUUUCUUCAGAGAAUUUGAGUAUGGUUAAAAAUAAAACAUUCAUUUUCAGCUCGCCUAUCAGGGUUUCUGGACGGAUUUCCGGCGGACGAAUUUCGUCGUCUCCGAUAACAUAAUCAUCGUUGGGGAUGAAGUUUUCACUCAUAAUGCGACUUUGCGAGCGGUUCGUUUUUUUUCUCAUUUUACUGGAAUUUUUCCUAAAUUUCUGAAAUGUUUAAUUAGUUCAGACCAACUUCCUGAGUCCAUGUAGGAAGACCUCAAAAUGGGUUCGGAAGGAGUUUUGAAGGAAAAAUUUAGAGAAAUACAAAAACAAGCCUUCUUUCCCCUUCUAUCCUUAUUUUUAAACCCUGGGAGGUUAACUAAGCCUUUGAUACAAAAUCACGAGAUAUCCGUUGUUCUCUUUUUUUCAUUUUUCAAAUUUGGAGUGGUCUUCAUCAGGGUUGGAAGAAGUAGAUUUAAAAAGAUUUUCUCGGUUUUUGUUGGAAUUUAGUUUUUGCAAGGUCGCAAUAGCUUUGAUGAAAGAAGAGUUUUGCAGAAUGAGUCGGGUUCAUUCUGCCUCGAGUCGUUCCACGUGAUCUCCCGUGUCUAUUUGAGCAUCCGACCGUUUCACAAGAGAUUCAAACAAUCUGACGCCAACACUUCUUUCAACUGA
Messenger RNA from Caenorhabditis auriculariae, 10069 nucleotides. The record is from the annotation of a GenBank genome assembly. NCBI's taxonomy places the organism in Eukaryota, Metazoa, Nematoda, Chromadorea, Rhabditida, Rhabditidae.